Peronospora farinosa is the source of this 1290-nucleotide messenger RNA. The record is from the annotation of a GenBank genome assembly. Lineage: Eukaryota; Oomycota; Peronosporomycetes; Peronosporales; Peronosporaceae.
AUGCUGAAUCUAUCACGUGCCAUGAGCAUGCAAAUAGCGUGUCCAUCUAGCUUCAUAGCGCGUACAAUGAGCGUAUCCAAGCUCAGUCUUGAGAAUUUGGCGCAGCGUCAGAGCCUCAAAGGGGCACGCGUACUAGUGCGUGCUGAUCUGAACGUGCCGCUUAAGAAGAAUGUAACGCCCGCUAUUAUCACGGACGAUACGCGUAUCCGUGCCGUCUUACCGACACUCAAACUGCUUCAAAAUGCGGGUGCUCGCACGGUGUUGUGCUCGCAUCUGGGCCGUCCUGACGGUGAGACAAAGAAUGAGCUCCGUCUUACGCCCGUAGCCACACGUCUUGGUGAGCUACUUGGUAGCCCCAUUAUAAACCUAGACGACUGCGUCGGUCCACAGGUGGACGUAGACAUUGAAGCGCUUAAGGACGGCGAGAUCGUGCUGCUCGAGAAUGUUCGUUUUUACAAACAAGAGACAAAGAAUGAUCCCGAGUUUGCCAAGCAGCUCGCUCACGGUGCUGAUAUCUACGUCAAUGACGCGUUCGGUACGGCUCAUCGUGCUCACGCUUCUACGGAAGGUGUGACCAAUUACAUCAAAACCAACGUGGCAGGGUUUCUGAUUGAGAAGGAGCUCAAGUACUUGUCCGGUGCAGUGGACACCCCCGUACGUCCAUUGGGUGCUAUCAUUGGCGGUGCCAAGGUGUCUACCAAGAUUCCCGUGCUCAAGUCUUUGCUGCAAAAGUGUGACAAGAUUAUGAUUGGUGGUGGCAUGAUUUUCACGUUCUACAAAGCCCAAGGUCUAGACGUAGGCAAAUCUAUCAUUGGGGAAGACAAGGUCGAGCUCGCUAAGGAGAUUCUAGACGAGGCCAAGAAACGCGGGGUGCAUAUUGUGCUCCCCACUGACGUCGUGAUUGCUGACAAGUUUGAUGCAGAUGCUCAGUGGAGGGUUGUACCCGCUAACGCUAUCCCCGACGACUGGUUGGGUCUGGACAUUGGCCCGGACUCACAGACCUUGUUUGCAAAGGAGCUGAAGGAGUGCAAGACUGUUGUGUGGAAUGGCCCCAUGGGUGUCUUUGAAUUUCCCAACUUUGCUAAAGGUACGAUCAGUGUGGCUGAGGCUCUUGCGGCGAGUACGGAUAACGGCGUCACCACCAUCGUCGGAGGCGGUGACUCUGUGGCCGCUGUCGAGCAAGCCGGUCUUGGUUCUAGGAUGAGCCAUAUCUCCACGGGUGGCGGCGCUAGCCUGGAGUUGCUCGAGGGCAAGGUGCUUCCGGGUGUAGCUGCUCUGAACAACGUGUAA